Phacochoerus africanus (Common warthog) is the source of this 3902-nucleotide messenger RNA. RefSeq names its product dynamin 1 (gene DNM1). Gene Ontology annotation, cellular component: cytoplasm; microtubule; membrane. Lineage: Eukaryota; Metazoa; Chordata; Mammalia; Artiodactyla; Suidae. The transcript has 22 exons. Bases 93 to 2699 code for a protein of 868 amino acids. Gene Ontology annotation, molecular function: GTP binding; GTPase activity; microtubule binding. The record is from RefSeq and is a predicted model, not a curated record.
GCAGGCAGUCGGAGCGCGCGGCUGCAGCGGCGGAGCCGAAGCCGAGAGCACCAGCGGCGGCCGCAUCGCAGCCCGCGGGGCCCGCCGCAGCCAUGGGCAACCGCGGCAUGGAGGAUCUCAUCCCGCUGGUCAACCGGCUGCAGGAUGCCUUCUCUGCCAUCGGCCAGAAUGCGGACCUCGACCUGCCGCAGAUCGCCGUGGUGGGCGGCCAGAGCGCCGGGAAGAGCUCGGUGCUCGAGAAUUUCGUAGGCAGGGACUUCCUGCCACGAGGAUCUGGCAUUGUCACCCGACGUCCCCUGGUUCUGCAGCUGGUCAAUGCUACCACAGAAUAUGCCGAGUUCCUGCACUGCAAGGGGAAGAAAUUCACCGACUUCGAAGAGGUUCGCCUGGAAAUUGAGGCCGAGACAGACCGGGUCACCGGCACCAACAAGGGAAUCUCUCCAGUGCCCAUCAACCUCCGCGUCUACUCGCCGCACGUGCUGAACCUGACCCUAGUGGACCUGCCCGGAAUGACCAAGGUCCCGGUGGGGGACCAGCCUCCUGACAUCGAGUUCCAGAUCCGAGACAUGCUGAUGCAGUUCGUCACCAAGGAGAACUGCCUCAUCUUGGCUGUGUCCCCUGCCAACUCCGACCUGGCCAACUCCGAUGCCCUCAAGGUCGCCAAGGAGGUGGACCCCCAGGGUCAGCGCACCAUUGGGGUGAUCACCAAGUUGGACCUGAUGGACGAAGGAACAGAUGCUCGCGAUGUUCUGGAGAACAAGCUGCUCCCGCUGCGCAGGGGCUACAUUGGCGUGGUAAACCGAAGCCAGAAGGACAUCGAUGGUAAGAAAGAUAUCACGGCUGCCUUGGCUGCUGAACGCAAGUUCUUCCUCUCCCACCCUUCCUAUCGCCACUUGGCUGACCGCAUGGGCACGCCCUACCUACAGAAGGUCCUCAACCAGCAACUGACAAACCACAUCCGGGACACACUGCCCGGGCUGCGGAACAAGCUGCAGAGCCAGCUGCUGUCCAUUGAGAAGGAGGUGGAGGAGUACAAGAACUUCCGCCCCGAUGACCCAGCACGCAAGACCAAGGCUCUGCUGCAGAUGGUCCAGCAGUUCGCUGUCGACUUUGAGAAGCGCAUUGAAGGCUCAGGGGACCAGAUCGACACCUACGAACUGUCGGGGGGAGCCCGCAUCAACCGGAUCUUCCAUGAGCGCUUCCCCUUUGAGCUGGUCAAGAUGGAGUUUGAUGAGAAGGAACUCCGGAGGGAGAUCAGCUAUGCCAUCAAGAAUAUCCAUGGCAUUAGGACGGGCCUCUUCACACCUGACCUCGCUUUUGAAGCCACAGUGAAAAAGCAGGUGCAGAAGCUUAAAGAGCCCAGUAUCAAGUGUGUGGAUAUGGUAGUCAGUGAGCUCACGGCCACCAUCAGAAAGUGUAGCGAAAAGCUCCAGCAGUACCCGCGCCUGCGGGAGGAGAUGGAGCGGAUCGUGACCACGCACAUCCGGGAGCGCGAAGGCCGCACCAAGGAGCAGGUCAUGCUUCUCAUCGAUAUUGAGCUGGCUUACAUGAAUACCAACCACGAGGACUUCAUAGGCUUUGCCAAUGCUCAGCAGAGGAGCAACCAGAUGAACAAGAAGAAGGCUUCAGGCAACCAGGAUGAGAUUCUGGUCAUCCGGAAGGGCUGGCUGACUAUCAACAAUAUUGGCAUCAUGAAGGGGGGCUCCAAGGAGUAUUGGUUUGUGCUGACCGCCGAGAAUCUGUCCUGGUACAAAGAUGACGAGGAGAAAGAGAAGAAAUACAUGCUCUCCGUGGACAACCUGAAGCUGCGGGACGUGGAGAAGGGCUUCAUGUCCAGCAAACACAUCUUUGCCCUCUUCAACACGGAGCAGAGGAAUGUCUACAAGGAUUAUCGGCAGCUGGAACUGGCCUGUGAGACACAGGAGGAAGUGGAUAGCUGGAAGGCCUCCUUCCUGAGGGCUGGCGUGUACCCCGAGCGUGUUGGGGACAAAGAGAAAGCCAGUGAGACGGAGGAGAAUGGCUCGGACAGCUUCAUGCACUCCAUGGACCCCCAGCUGGAGCGGCAGGUGGAGACCAUCCGGAACCUCGUGGACUCGUACAUGGCCAUCGUCAACAAGACCGUCCGGGACCUCAUGCCUAAGACCAUCAUGCACCUCAUGAUCAACAAUACCAAGGAAUUCAUCUUCUCGGAGCUUCUGGCCAACCUCUACUCGUGCGGGGACCAGAACACACUGAUGGAGGAGUCCGCCGAGCAGGCGCAGCGGCGAGACGAGAUGCUGCGCAUGUACCACGCACUGAAGGAGGCGCUUAGCAUCAUCGGCGACAUCAACACGACCACUGUCAGCACGCCCAUGCCCCCGCCCGUGGACGACUCCUGGCUGCAGGUGCAAAGCAUACCGGCCGGACGCAGGUCACCCACGUCCAGCCCCACGCCGCAGCGCCGAGCCCCCGCCGUGCCCCCAGCCCGGCCCGGGUCGCGGGGCCCUGCUCCUGGGCCUCCGCCUGCUGGGUCCGCCCUGGGGGGGGCACCCCCCGUGCCCUCCAGGCCGGGGGCUUCCCCUGACCCCUUCGGUCCUCCCCCCCAGGUGCCCUCGCGCCCCAACCGCGCCCCGCCCGGGGUCCCCAGCAGGAAGGGCCCAGCCUCACCUACGCGACCUGCAGUCCCCCGGCCACCUGAGGCUCCCCUCUUAGACUUAUAAGCCUGUGGCCGCUGGCAUCCGGCCACCUGCCCUUCCUCCCUCCCCAGGGUCCCGUCAGAGGACUCCUGGGCUUUCUGCCCACCCAGAGGGGCCUUGAGCGCUCCCCUCCAGCCAGUCUUUGUAGCUUUGCCCUCCUGGUUCAAACAGUGUUCUUUGUCUUGUCUUUCUCCAUCAGGCCUGGUGGCUGUCACAUGGGGCUCAUGGCCCCAUGUUUCCCCAGGGCUAGGGGUGGCCCUAGGCCAGUGGGUUCAAAGACAGGAGGGCCAGAGAAGAGGGAAGCCAGAGGGGGCCGAGCACGUGUCUGGAGCUGUGGGUGCACUGCCUGGUGGUGUGUGAGAGACCAGUGUGUGUGGCGGGGGGUGCUGUCCCAGCCUUUAUCCCAGAGCCCCAUGGAGCUCUGGCCCCCCGCCCAUCUUCCGCUCCUUCCACCUUCCCUUUCUCGUCUCUCUCCUCUAUUCCAGAAGCUGGCCCACACCCUUCCCCGUGUCUUCUGCCCCCGCCCACCCUCCCCCCACCGCUGGGCUCGAAGGCCCUUGCCUUACCAGCUCUCCCCCCCCCCUUUCUCUCCUUCUCUCUUUGCUUUCUCGCCAACUGCCAGCCGAUCGGGUCAGGCAAGUCCAUCCCGUCCUGAGAGCCCCAGGCCCCCCUUCGACCUCUAGCCAGAUCCCUCCUAGUCCUCGGAGACCUCCCUUUCCAAGCCUGCCUGGACGGCUAUUCUGUGACUUGACAGUGGCUACCCAGCCCCAAAGCCACCCCCUUCAUCUGUGACUUAGUCUGUUGUAGUGGUGAGCUGACACAUCCAGGCGCGAUGUUGGUGAAACUUGUGCCCCUCUGUGGUGUUGCUCCUGCCCCGUUCUACAAAUAUCUAUAAAUACUCAUGUACACACACACACACACACACGCACAGCCGCCACAGCCUCGCCUCUAGUGUUGGGAUCAAUCACCACGCUGCCCUUGAGGAGUCUUGUGGCCUGACUACAAGGGAUCACUGUCAUCCUGGCAUCCCCUCCAAAGCGUGCCACCUCUGAUGAGCCUCCCUGUCAACGCCUGGCCUGCGGACAGCCAGCCCCUCUGCCCCUGUCCCCUCCUUCCCCACCUCUUUGAGUGUGGGGGUGCUGUACUGGCAGCUGCGUGGUUCUCUGACCGCUACCAGUCUUGCUGUCUCCUGGCUGAGAAUAAAACCCAUUUCUGGACAAUGGGGAA